Triplophysa dalaica is the source of this 2138-nucleotide messenger RNA. It is a transcript of the gene pigh, whose product is annotated as phosphatidylinositol glycan anchor biosynthesis, class H. Gene Ontology annotation, cellular component: glycosylphosphatidylinositol-N-acetylglucosaminyltransferase (GPI-GnT) complex. The record is from RefSeq and is a predicted model, not a curated record. Gene Ontology annotation, biological process: GPI anchor biosynthetic process. Lineage: Eukaryota; Metazoa; Chordata; Actinopteri; Cypriniformes; Nemacheilidae. The transcript has 4 exons. The coding region runs from base 140 to 685 and encodes 181 amino acids.
ACAAUGCAACGCGUCGUUUUUAGACAUCCGAGGUCACCGCCGUGAAUGUCACUAGAUAAUUAUACAGCAGUGUUGUGUAUUUUUCAUCACUUUUCAACAAAUGUUUUGACGUCGAGUUAUUUGUGUAAUCCAGAUCAACAUGGCGGAGGAAGAGUUCACAGACAUAAAUGGCAACUCAAUUUCUUUAGAUUGUCAAACGCACUCCGCUUUCUGCAGAGAGUUUACUGUUAACUCGCCCAAGCUGUCGUUGCGAAAGGUGAUGGUGUACACAUGCUUGAUUUGGAUAUUUGCUUAUUCAAUAUUUUUCUUCACGGAGAAUACGGCUUUCCUCUCGAGCGCAAUCAUCGUGACGCUGAUCGGAAUGAUGGGUUAUAUUCACUUCGUGAAGGUGGAUCGGGAGACGCUUCUUAUCAUCGGCUCACUUGGUGUCCAGCUGUCUUCAGCUUACGCAUCUGGACGACAAAGCACGACCUUCAUUGAAAUGAACAAACUUAAAGACAUUGUUAUCAACGAGGCUGUUUAUAUGCACAGUAUCAUAUACUAUCUGUGCAUUCUGAUCAAGGAUCCAGUAGAUCCUGACAAGGUCACCAGUCUUGUUCCUCUUUUCCAGAACUCAAAGCCUCGACUGAAUUGUCUAGUGCACGUGUACAGAAGCUGUCAAGAGAUUCUUGCACAAACAAGGUGACGGAGAGGUAAUGCUUAUGUGGUACCUGCUGUAGAUUUUUUACAUAAUUUACAUUGUUCCAUCUAUAUAUGCUUUAUAGCUGUGUGUUUCUUUUACCUCACAAAGUCUUUCUAUGAAGCAGGAUAAGAUUGGAAAACUCCAGAGGAAACUUAAGUGUGUUGUUACCUACAGUGCCAUUCCCUUUCUAAUGUAGGCUUUAGUAGUGAUUUGUUUGGUAUGUUUUGUUCACAUAAAAUUAGCUGCUAUAAUACCCUUUAUUUAAAACAUUGUUAUAUAAUGAUCAGACGUUUAGUACUCCAUUUUAACUGUAUAUUUAUAUAAACUUCUCUCCUGCUGAUUUUGGUAUUUACGCUCUUUAAUAUGUUUGUGUUUUUAUAUAAAUGUCAAAAGUGUGAUUAAUAAAGAGAAAUCAUGUACACUGUUAAACAUUUUGGUCAAUAAAAUGUUUAUCAAAUUGGCUUAACAAUUAAUUCGAACUACUAUAGAUUUUUAAAUGUAUUUACAUUAUGUUUUGUUUUUCAUUUAGACCUUAAACAACCACUAGGUGGACAUGUGUGCCGAUUUUUUACCUGGAACAAAAUCCUGACCAAAAUCAGUUUGUCAGAUAUUGAUGAUGAAAUUUUUCCUGUUAGGUGCUACUCUGAUUUUAACAAACCAAUAUUUUAUUUAGAGCUUUAUUAUUUUCAUGACAUUCUCUCAUUAAAGAAUCAGUGAACAUGUAAAACUAUAUUGCAAGGACUAAAGUAAACUCUUUGACAAACCGGGUGAUUUUAAGAUAAUUUUUUCCCCAAACAGCUUGUAAAAUGUUUCCCCUCCCCGGUAGAUGUCGGUGAAUGUUGUAGCCAGGUCAGAUCAGCUGAUCGGCUUGUUUUCACUGUGGAGCUGGACAAAGUUUAAGCCUGAUGGGAAAUGUAGUUCAUUGUUUACAAAUCCUACAACAAUGAUCCUUUCCAUUUUUAAAGUGAACUCUUUUUUUAUUUUGAUAGUAUAGCCAUGAAAAAGUACCAACUUACCAUCUUCUUUAUAAAUUUACAAAUGAGUCUGUCCCUCUAUUCUAUUUUCUGUAUUUUUAUAUAAACCAAACUCCAGCUGAUUUUGGUAUAUACAUUCUUUAAUAUGUUAGUGUUUUAUAUAAAUGUCAAAGUGGAUUAAUAAAGAAAUUUAAUAAGGAAAAUUAUCUGCACUGUUUAACAUUUUUCUCACUUAAAUGUUUAUCAAAUUGGCUCAACAAAUAAUUUGAACUACUUUAGAUUUUUAAUUUAUUUACAUUACGUCAUUUACAGUGAUUUGUUUCUGUCUUUUGACAAUAAACAACCACUAGGAGGACACGUGUGGCAAUUUUUGAACCUGGAACAAAAUCCAGACCAAAAUCAGUUCGUUAGAUAUUGAUGAUGAAAUCAAUAAUUUCCUGUUUGGUGCUCUCUGAUUUUAUCAAACCAACAUUUAAUUUAGA